AUGUCUCAAUUUUCAGAUUCGAAGUCCGACAACCGGUGGCCAAAACCAGUGCCCAGACCGGUGCCCACCCAGAACCCUCGGUCAAGGCCGAGGUCAAAUAAUGCUUCUCAUCAACGCAACCAUCAAUCUUCAAGCCAAGUCGUUAGACAAGAUUGGAAGCAACAGCGUGAGGUAACUGUCAUGCUGAGUAGAAUGCCUCCCACGACCACUGCUACGGAUAUAUUUCAAUCACUGGAAACGUAUGGGCGCGUUGCGUCCAUCACUAUACCACAAGCCAGGAGGGAAGAGCGCACUCGCCAUGCCUACGUCGACUUCUUACCUGCGCCGGACAACGCAUUCUGGUCAUCGGGAAGCAUCACCAUUAGAGUGGGUGGAGGCUCUCGUAAAGUCCAAAUCAAUCUGGAGCCUCCGCGGCGGCCACGGCUGAUUAUGAGCCCAACAAGACCAGGACUCAAGUAUUCUGAGUACAGCAUCUUGAAUAUGCUCAGUCUUGACUUCGGCUUCUUGUCCGAUGAGCAUGUUAUUGAUGUGAUGAAGACGGCCCAGCAUCCCAAAUUCUCUCCCAUCUUGAUUGUCAACUUCAGGUACAAACGAAUCGAGAUAAGAUUCACCUGCACCAUCAAAGAUCCGCGAAGAGAAGACAAAUCAAUUGUCGGUAUUCAUGAAGCGGUCGGCAAGAUGGAGGCUCAGUCACAGGCAGUAGAGUUCCGAGCUGAUAUUCAAUUUCUCCACCUGCAAAAGGCUUUCUUUGUAGAUACCAGCCCAGAACAUUGGUGCUUGGUGCUUCCACAGAAUCAUCCACCCAAGUUCUGGAAACGACGUUCACAAAUCAGUAGCUCCCAUCAGACUGACGAUAAUCGAUGGAGCGCUUUGGAUACAUGGGUGAGGACGACUGAGAUCAGUUACUCGGACUGGACAACACAGCUCCCUAUUACCGCGUGUGACCCGUUCCAGCACAUCGACAUGGGUAAAUGGACCACAUAUCGACUCAAUUUUGAUAAAUCUGAGUUACCUACAUGGUUGCAAAUGCAAUCUGCCUUGAAAGACUUCAACAUUCACUUCAUACCCACCGAUGCUGAUACUUUCACUUGGCAACCCGGCCGGAACUCCAACUUCCGCGAGGCACUUGAUGAUCCUGACGACGCAGACACGGCCGACCCCCUUGCGCUUCUCUUUCAAACAAACAAGAUCCAGUUAUCUUGGGAAGUACGAUGGCAACUUGAAGCGGCCAUCUCGCAAGGCAUUUUCAUCGAGCAAAGUAUCACUCCUGAGUUUCUGAAAAAACUCGCUGAAAAAGACAAUCUCCAGACUGAGGGUGGCCAGAGUCUUCAACUCACCAACGGGAAUACGGUGCGCAAGAGAAAUAUGGCGGUAAAUUGGGCAAAGUAUGCGCUGGAAUACGCGACGGAGGCUGGCAGGCCGAUAUACAAUCCCAUGUCCUUGUUUGACGACAGAUCUGCCAUGACGCAUUACACGUCCAACCUAUUGCCGGAGCACUGUACGUGGGUGCGGAAGGUAGUUGUUACCCCUUCCAGGAUCUAUCUCGCCUCUCCAGUGCCGGAAACUACGAACCGAGUACUUCGACACUAUGAAAUAAUCAGCGAUCGCUUCCUUCGAGUGCAGUUCACCGAUGAGCGCAACGAGGGCAAGGUUCAUCCUCUGCCCAACAGCGAUUCCAGCGAUGCCCUAUUCAGCAAAGUAUAUCGCACCCUGCGCAACGGCAUACGGAUAGGCGAUAAGCACUUCCACUUCUUGGCUUUCGGCAAUUCCCAGUUCCGUGAGCACGGUGCAUACUUCUUCAGCCCCACGCCCACGAUUUCGUGCGACGACAUUCGUGACUGGAUGGGUGACUUUAGUCACAUCAAUGUGGUUGGAAAAUAUGCGUCUCGCCUCGGUCAGUGUUUUUCAACCACACGGGACCCAAAGGCAUUGAACGUUGGCAGCUCUGUCACGCAUAUCCCCGACAUUGAAGCCAACGGAUGGACUUUCAGCGAUGGGGUUGGUAAGAUCUCAUCGUGGAUGGCCACGGAGAUUGCCAAGAAGCUGAAAGUCUACUCGAAUGGCAGAGUACCGUCGGCCUUUCAGUUUCGCCACGGCGGAAGCAAGGGAAUACUGGUCGUGUGGCCACAGAACUUCAACGAAAUCUCCAUACGUCCGUCUCAGAAAAAGUUUACUGCUCAGGCCAAGAAUCUCGAAAUCAUUAGAGCGUCGCGGUUCUCAGUGGCCACGCUCAAUCGACAGACCAUUGCGAUUCUUAGUUGUCUUGGUGUUCCAGAUGAGGCCUUCAUCACCUUGGCGAAGCACCAACUAUCAGACUACUCGACAGCAAUGAGUGAUCCGGAAAUGGCAUUGAGACUCCUCAAGCAAUUCACCGACGAAAAUGGCAUGACAACCACCAUUGCGCAAAUGAUUGAAGAUGGUUUCAUGAAAACAAAGGAGCCUUUUGUAAUGUCGCUUCUUCAGUUGUGGGGAGCUUGGUCGAUGAAAUUGCUCCGGGAGAAAGCUCGCAUCGUUGUCGAGCACGGUGCAUUCGUAUUUGGAUGCAUUGACGAGACACGCACACUCCGUGGCCAGCAAAAAGUCAAUGAGGCAAACUUUGCAAAAGACCGCAGCAAGUUGCCACAGAUCUUCAUACAGGUGCCCAUACCCGGCCAUCCCAACGACUUUCGAGUCAUUGAAGGACUUUGCAUCGUGGGCCGCAACCCAUCGCUCCAUCCUGGAGACCUGAGGGUUGUUGAGGCAGUUAAUACCGACCACCCCGAUCUCAAAGCUCUAAGAAAUGUGGUCGUGUUUCCGGCCGACGGAGAACGCGAUAUUGCCUCCAUGUGCUCAGGCGGAGACUUGGAUGGAGACGACUAUUUCGUCAUGUGGGAUCAGCAAUUGAUCCCCCAGGAGUGGAAUCAUCCGCCCAUGAUCCAUGAUGCCGCGGAGCCUAAGAUUGUGAAGCAGGACAUUACAGUCAAAGACAUCUGCCGCUUUUUUGUCGAGUACAUGAAAAACGACUCGCUCAGUACCAUUGCGCUGGCCCAUCUGGUCUGGAGUGAUAGAUCAAUGGAUGGACCAAAGAGUCCACAAUGCGUCGAGUUGGCUCAAUUGCAUUCGAAUGCCGUUGAUUAUUCCAAGACAGGCCACCCGGCUCAGAUCCCCCGAACUCUCCGCCCUCAACAGUGGCCUCACUUUAUGGAGAGAAACCCGGAUAAGUCAUAUCACUCGCGCAAAAUCCUCGGCAAGUUGUAUGAUCUUGUGGCCAAGGCAGACUUUUCUCCAGACCUUGAGGCAUCCUUCGACGGCAGGAUUCUCCGCCGCUAUAACUUGUCCGACGAUCUACUCACGCGGGCCCGGGGCAUGAAAACGCAGUAUGACAUUGCCAUGCACCGUAUCAUGACUCAGCGAGAGAUCAAGACGGAAUUCGAGGUGUGGACGGCCUUUGUAUUGAGCAAGAAUCGGUUUGGCAGCAACUACAAGAUCCAAGAGGACAUGGGCCCGGUAAUAACAAGCCUCAGAGAUCGCUUCAUCCAGGCUUGUCUUGAGCAAGCAGGAGCCGAAGAUGCUGCAACUCAAGAUAGGGAUCACAAGAUCUUGAACGAGUUUGUCGCGGCCAUGUACGUUGUGACAUGGGAGGAGGUCCAAAUUGCUAUUCAAGAAUGGCAUGAUACCCGCACAAUUGCCGGCACAGUUGUGCCAAAACGCAGCCAGGCACAGAAACCCUUAAUCAGCUUCCCGUGGUUAUUUGAGCGGGAAUUGGGUCGCAUGGUAAUCGACUGCUCAAUAGAGAAUAUGGAACUUGCGGUGCUGCCUCCAGUCCCUCAAAUUGUGGAUGCUGAGAAUAUCAAGGAGGCAGAGCAGUGCAUUGCAGCAUCCUUGAAGGAUGGCCGCCUCUACCAUCGUGGUAGCGAAGUCUUUACCUCGGCAGUGGAGGACGAUAUAAGCAUAUCUAACCGUAGCCAGAGUUCUUCCCCCAGCCGUAUUGGCCGUACUUCAACUUCUUCCCCAAGCAUAUCGAAUGAAGACACGAUGGCAACAUCAAGCUCUGAGAAGGCUACAGAGACUGAGGAGAUUGAAGAAAUUGAAGAAAUUGAGGUGGAGGUCGAAAACGACAUCUCGACGGGCAUGGAUGCUUUACAAAAGCUUGCGCUGAAGUUUUCUGAUGAUGACGACGACGAUGAGUAA
This is a messenger RNA of Pestalotiopsis fici W106-1, 4170 nucleotides long. RefSeq lists its product as uncharacterized. Bases 1 to 4170 code for a protein of 1389 amino acids. Gene Ontology annotation, cellular component: nuclear RNA-directed RNA polymerase complex. Gene Ontology annotation, biological process: siRNA processing. Gene Ontology annotation, molecular function: nucleic acid binding; RNA-directed RNA polymerase activity. The transcript has a single exon. NCBI's taxonomy places the organism in Eukaryota, Fungi, Ascomycota, Sordariomycetes, Amphisphaeriales, Sporocadaceae. The record is from RefSeq and is a predicted model, not a curated record.